This is a messenger RNA of Schistosoma spindalis, 2784 nucleotides long. The record is from the annotation of a GenBank genome assembly. Lineage: Eukaryota; Metazoa; Platyhelminthes; Trematoda; Strigeidida; Schistosomatidae.
AGGAAAACACCGCGUAUCACAAAUCCUUGAGUAUGCGUUGAUAAAACAAAUCUCUGGAAUAAAUGGACAGAAAUGUUUUACGCCAAUCAUCCGCCUACAGUAUUUCAAAAUCAGUCAAUGAAGAGGGAAACAGUGAACUUUCAAAUCUAAUCUUCGGAAUUUCUUCGAGAAAGCAGAUAAAUUCACCUGAUAAGCAUUACACAAGAAAUUCAGCUAUGUGUAACACGAACAGAAUUUUUGCUAAAAGUACAUAUGGCCAGAUAUCCAAAAGUGACGAUGCCUGUUUGGAUGAGAUUAUCAUUCUCAGAAAAAAAGUAGCCUUACUUAGUAGACAAAAUAAAGAUCUAAACGCACAAUGCCGUACUUUAAAAGACAAUUUGGUUAAAACAGAGAAUGAACUUACAAUGCUGGUCAAUCCUGUUAAAAGCUCAAAAAUAAACCAGAAUGCAGGCUGCUACAAACAGAAAUCACUUAAAAAUAUUCGUUUACUUCAUCAGAAGUUUUUCAAACUGCAGACCCAACUUCAAGAUAAAGAUUCUCAGUACAACCGUUUGAUUACAGACAUGAAAUUUACUCGGAUUGAAGAGUUGCGAGUACAGUUGGAGACUGCAUUUGCAGAAAUUAGGCGACUAAAAGAACAAAAUCAUAUAUUAUCCUAUCAGUGUUCAGAGGAAAAAAGACAAUCGACUAUUAAACCAAAGAGAAGUUUUUCCAGUGAAAACAAUCAAUCUAAUUUUCAAAUUAAAACAUUGGGCAGAGUGAUUAAAGAGUUAGAUCAGCAGAAACAGGAGUUGAUAGCAAAGAAUCAUUGUUUAGUAAACAAAAUUCAAAAGCUUUACAGGCAUUUGUCAUCGAAUGAUGUAAAAGAGGAUAUCACUCCAUAUCGUGCUUGUCAGGAUAAUGAGUGUAAUGUGCAGAUUGGAAAGUUUAAAACAUCCUCAGAGGAUCUUUUGGUGGCCACGAUUGUUGGAAGUACUGUAUCCCACAAUGUUACUAAUCAAGCUCCAAAAGUAUCAACGAUUGUUCAAAGAGAUGAGACCAUGGUAAGUGAAUUAGCGUCGGCUAAGGCACAAAUUGCUAAUUUACAACAUUUAAACAAAACAUUAUCAGAAUCGUGUGAAAAGAUGAAGAAAGAUUAUGAAAUAAUGGAAAAGAAAAUGAUAGAACAGGAAGCUGAAAUUCAAAAAUAUCAAAGAAAAACCGUGCGGGAAAAUCAGUGUCAAACAGAAAUAAAAAUAAGGGAUGAGAACACAAAUGAUGAAAAGUUGGAAAAUGGUGGAGUGGUUGUUAAAAUGAAAAUCGCAGAAAAGAAUAUUGUAAAACAAGUAAAGAACAUUUUACCUACGAAAAACCUUCAUUAUGAAGAUGAUGAGAAUGCUUUUAAUCACAGAAACGAAGAGAACCAGUAUGAAAUGAAACACAUCCAAGAACGAAAUAGUCUCAACGGUCAAAGCAACCUUGGUAACUAACUUCUUAUAAAACAAAAGACCAAUGAUAUGGAAAAUAAAGUUCGAUUGCAAGAGAAUCUGAAGGCAAAUGAUGAUGUGAUAGACUUUAUAUGAUUUCAUCUGAACUCUCAUUAUCUUCUCAGGAAUUCCGUUCUCUUUUUUUAUUUGCUCUGUUAUAAUGAAUUUCCCUUUUUUUUUAAAAAAAACUUGUUUAAAAAUGCUAAUAGUAAUCUUGUAGGGAGUUUAAUAACAUGACAUAAUAAUUACAAAUUAUCUUUAAUACUCUAUUUUAGUCUUGUUAUAACGCUCGGUUUUACUUCGUCUAAUGUUAUAACGGUUGGGUUUUCACGUGUACACGUAUGGGACGUUAAUUUACCUUAGACGAAUAUCUACACUAGAUCCUCACCCCACCCAGUGUCUAUUCUACAGGACGUCAGCACAACUCAGAUUAAGAAUACGUGAUUAGCCUGACCACAACGUAAUGUAUUUCCACACCAAAAGCCUGACACAAUCCAACAAUAAUGAACGAUCAAUAAUAAAUUUCGCAACAUUUAUGGUCUGUCGGGUUGGCAAUCUAUGCUCACUGUUGAUUUUUCAUAACCAACCAUUUUAUCGCUGUUAAAUGUUUAAUUUCACCAUUUGAACGGUUACAAACUUCAAUUUAAGGUAUUUGUUACCGUAUUUUACCUUUAAUUAUUUGACUGAGCUGUGACUAUCGAUUUCUGUCCUACGUAGUAACAGUAAUAGUUGUUUGAAAUCUUGAUGGACGAAUAAUAAUCAAUACCCAUAAGUCUGAAUUAUAAUCAGCAUGUUAUUAUUUCUUAGUAAUAAAGGUAAAGGUCUAACACUGUUUUGAUUAAAAUGAUGCAUUCACAGUAUAAUGUAAUGAAGUAGUUUUUAGACAAUAGGGAGUUAGAGAUAAAUGGUAGGAAACCCUGAAUCUAAGAAGGUCCUAGUUUGUAAGGCCUAUCUGCAAUUUUGUGAGGAGUGAUUUUCUAUGUGAGAUUAUUUUUUGAAGUACUACAUAGUAACCAAUGUUCUACUGUCAAGUUAUUAGUUCACAACCGAAUCACAGUAUGAAAGCUGUACUAAGAGACAAGCAAUCGUAAUGGACUUUAUUUAAUAUUAAUUGAUUGAAGGUUAUUUACAGGAAACACUACAAGUCAGUUUCUAAGACGGUUGACACGUAGUCAAGAAUUAGAAGAUUUUGAAGCUGCAGGUCAAAACUAAAAUCAAGAAAUUCUAGACAGGAAAAGCCUUAGAAAACGACAAGUUUACUGAACAAUAAAUUUCUUUUAAACUAUAUUUAUUAUGUAGAUACUUUAUGACUUAGAAU